Molecule: messenger RNA, 986 nt
Organism: Saitoella complicata NRRL Y-17804
Lineage: Eukaryota; Fungi; Ascomycota; Saitoellomycetes; Saitoellales; Saitoellaceae
Exons: 4
Coding region: 71-952 (293 amino acids)
Source: RefSeq, a predicted model, not a curated record
UGAGCGACUAGGUCUCUUCAAAUGGAACGUGAACUCACUCCAAACACCUCGACAGCUUCAACCAAGAGAAAUGCCAUCAUUCGACGAAGUCAUCGCCGUUCAUCCCAUCUCCUCAUCGUCCGGAUUAACCACAUUCUCCGCCCAUCUCUCCACCAACUGGACAAUUGGCAAUGCCCCUCUCGGCGGCUACCUCGUCGCCAUCGUUCUCAAUGCCCUGAAAACGCAUAACGUCUCUGUCACGGGUGACAAGCACAAAGAUUGUUUUCAUAUCAAUGUCACCUUCUUGAACAAGCCCGAUGCGGGGAGGGACGUGGAGAUCACAGUGAAAGACGUGAAGAGGGGCCGGACUUACGCCGUAUGUUCUGUGGAGAUGUGGCAGGAGAAGCGACAUAUUCUUACGACUCUCUCGACGCACUCGUCCUUUUCCGCCGAAAAAGGCCCAACGUACCCUCAACAUUCUCUCGCGCCAUUCACACUAUUUAAGGAUUGUCACCCCAUCACAACUACAUUGGGCCCCGUUAAAAGGCCGGCAAUUGACAACAUAGAGAUCUGCGUCGAUCCCGCUAUCGAAGAACUCAAGCGCACCGAGCGUCUACAAUGGAUUCGCCUGGUUAACGAACCGUCUCGGCCUAUCGAUGAACCCGUCGUCGCAAUGUUCGCCGAUUGCUUGAGCGUACCCCCGCCAUACCUGCACGGACAACUCGGCGAAGGAAAGGUGGCCUGGUUUCCAACGCUCACGCUCGAGAUACAAUUUCGGGCGCCGACAUCGCUUGAUCCGCAGUGGAUACACAUACACUACAUCGCGAAGAUGGUGAAGAAUGGGCGGUUCGAUAUCGAUGUCGAGGUGAGAGACGAGAAGGGGGAGGUAUUGGCGUUGAGCAGACAUUUGUGCACCAUUGUUGAUGCGGGGAAGGUUGGGCAUGCGGAGGGGAAAGUGACGGCGAAGAUUUAAAGAGGUCUACGGGUAGAAUGCGUGAAGGAGGAGG